AUGAAAGCACGUAACAUUGAAGAUUUAGAAAAGAAAAGAAAAUCAAUCAGAGCUUGCAUACUCCACGUAAAGAGGUAUGCCAAGUAUUUCUUUGUGGUACAUGAUCUGCAGACUGCCAUUGGUAACCCUCAAAAGAUUCAAACCAUUGUUGACAGUGUACCUAUCAUAGCUCAUGACAUUUCGAGUGGGGAUUUUAUGUUGCAAUUUGCAGCAGUUCAUAAGAUGGAGUUCAUCAUGGUGCAACUAAAGGAUCAUGCUGCAACACAAGCCUUAGUUCAGCGUGGCAUAGUCCCUCAUUUGCUGCGGUUUCUUGGAACUUGUCCAGGCUAUGUUCAAAUUACUGUGGUAGAAGUUCUUUACAAACUGAUAAAUGAGUCUCCUGAGCAAGCUCAAGAAAUUAUCGAUCAUGGUGGUGCUCCUAUAAUUGUUGGACUAUUACAUUCUCGCUAUAUUACAGUGAAAGUCAGGGCACUGGGAGCUAUGGCAUGUGCCCAGGACCUCCCACCACAGUACAGGGACGCGCUUCUUAAGCAUGGCGCUGCCACAGAGUUAACAGUCUUGCUUGAACCACUAGUUGAACUACCUAUGCUUACUGUAUCCCAAGGCUCUGAAGAAGCAACAUUGUUGUACAGAGGAGUUCAAUCUUUGCCAGGUUUAUGCUCAGGAGAUCCAUUACCGGAAGUCCAUCUGGUGGAAAUUCUGGUUCCAAGUCUUCGAAGAUUACUACUACUUCACAUUCCAAUUGGAAUAUAUACUGAGAUUAUUACUGAUGCUUGCGUUACCCUGUACUACAUUUUGGAAAAUCUGAUGAUAGCUAACCGACUUCAGGAUUAUGUGAAUGCAGAGUUAUGUGAGAGUCUAUUGUUGCUCAUGCAAGGAACAAGCGAAGAACUUGAUGAGGCUAUUCAUCUAAUUUUCCGGAAUCUGAUAUCCAGUCAAGCUCUUUUUCAGGUUCUAAUGGACAAAGACUUACUUCAAGCACUUAACCAAAACCUCUAUGAUGAGCCCGUGUAUCAAGCAAAAUCUUGCAAGACAAUCUUCGCUAUAAUAUACUACAGACGGGUCAGUGUACAGGCAAUUCUUGAUGAACAUAUAAUCCAUCGGCUUCUUGAAAUAAUACAAGAUGGAUUUGGAGAUGUCGAAGUAAAAGAGUUGGCUGUCUCCAUUCUUGCACAAGCAGUUAGGCAUGGAACUGUUGAAGAUAUUAACUUGUUGGUGGACCUAGGUUGCAUCCAGCCUCUCUGUGAGUACCUUAACAACAUCGUGACACGGGCAUACUGCAUUAUAGGACUGAGGAAGAUCAUACAGAAGGGCAAUGAGCAGAGAAUUCGUAAUGCAAAUAUUUAUGCUGGGAUAGUCGGUGAAGUUGGAGGCGAUACAAUCAGGGCCCUGCAGAAUGAUGGACACCUUGGUUCGAUAGCUCGAUGGAUAAUGAUGCAUAUUUGA
Messenger RNA from Chenopodium quinoa (quinoa), 1446 nucleotides. RefSeq names its product importin subunit alpha-like. The coding region runs from base 1 to 1446 and encodes 481 amino acids. NCBI's taxonomy places the organism in Eukaryota, Viridiplantae, Streptophyta, Magnoliopsida, Caryophyllales, Amaranthaceae. The record is from RefSeq and is a predicted model, not a curated record. Gene Ontology annotation, molecular function: protein binding. The transcript is spliced from 10 exons.